Messenger RNA from Condylostylus longicornis, 5071 nucleotides. It is a transcript of the gene Ptp10D, whose product is annotated as tyrosine-protein phosphatase 10D. Gene Ontology annotation, biological process: protein dephosphorylation. The record is from RefSeq and is a predicted model, not a curated record. Gene Ontology annotation, molecular function: protein tyrosine phosphatase activity; protein binding. The transcript is spliced from 11 exons. Lineage: Eukaryota; Metazoa; Arthropoda; Insecta; Diptera; Dolichopodidae. The coding region runs from base 90 to 4190 and encodes 1366 amino acids.
UAACACCAGGUGCAACAUAUCAGGUACAAGCAUAUACGAUAUACGAUAAUAAAGAAUCAGUAGCGUAUACGUCCAGAAAUUUCACAACGAUGAAAAGGAUGCGACAUAAGGAUUUAUUGGAUAUUAAAAUCCUACGAGAACCGAAUACACCUGGAAAAUUUAUUGUAUGGUUUCGAAAUGAAACAACAUUAUUGGUAUUAUGGCAACCGCCAUAUCCCGCUGGUAUAUAUACACAUUAUAAAGUAUCAAUAGAUCCACCGGAUGCACAAGAAAGUGUAUUAUAUGUUGAAAAAGAAGGUGAACCACCGGGGCCAGCACAAGCAGCAUUUAAAGGUUUAAUACCUGGUCGAGCAUAUAAUAUAUCAGUACAAACAAUGUCUGAAGAUGAAAUAUCAUUACCGACAACAGCACAAUAUCGUACAGUACCGUUACGUCCAAUGAAUGUAACAUUUGAUAAAGAAUCAAUAACAUCAAAUGCAUUUAAAGCAAUGUGGGAAGCACCGAAAAAUGAAAGUGAAUUUGAUAAAUAUCAAGUAUCAUUAUCAUUAUCAAGACGCCAACAAACUGUACCACGCACAAAUGAACCAAUAGCAUCAUUAGAAUUUCGUGAAAAUUUAGAACCUGGUAAAACAUAUAAUGUUAUUGUUAAAACAGUUUCUGGUAAAGUUACAUCAUGGCCAGCAACAGGUGAUGUAACAUUAAAACCUUUACCUGUACGUAAUUUACGUUCAUUUACUGAUAAUAAAACAAAUGUUAUGACAUUAACAUGGGAGCCACAUCCAAAUAGCACACAAGAUUUAUAUAAAAUAAGUUAUCAUGAAAUUGUUGAAUCAAUUAAUAGUGAUGCAAGCACAAUGACAACAGAUGAUACACGAUAUAGUUUAGAUAAUUUAUUACCUGGUCGAAAUUAUACAAUUACAGUACAAGCAAUCUCUAAAAAUAUGGAAUCAAAUGAAACAACGAUAUAUGUUGUAACAAGACCAUCAGCUCCAAUAAUUGAAGAUUUAAAAUCAAUUAAAGAAGGUCUUAAUAUCAGUUGGAAAUCGGAUGUUAAUUCUAAACAAGAAAAAUAUGAAAUUGAAUAUAGAAGAAAUGGUACAUCUGAGUUAAGAACAAUACCAACAUACGAGAAUCGAAUGGUUAUUAAAAAUUUAUUCCCUGGAGCUAUUUAUGAAAUUAAAGUUUUUGCUGUCAGUCAUGAUGGCUUAAAAAGUGAUCCUCAUGCUUAUUUACAAGCUGUUUAUCCAAACCCUCCGCGUGCAAUGACAAUAGAAAAAGUUACAAGUAAUUCUGUUUUGGUAAGAUGGCAACCACCAGAACGUAGUGAUUAUUCAGAAUACUCAAUUCGCUAUCGUACUGAAAGUGAUAAGCAAUGGCACAAAUUAUCACCUGUAAAAACAACAGAAGCCGAUGUCAUUAAUAUGACACCAGGUGAAAAAUAUACUAUACAAGUGAAUUCUGUUAGUUAUGGAGUUGAGAGUGUAUCACCACAACAAGUUAAUCAAACUGUUCGCCCAAAUCCAGUUUCAAAUAUCAUUCCAUUUAUUGAUUCAACAAAUAUAACUUUGGAAUGGCCUAGACCUGAAGGAAGAGUUGAAAUGUACUUAUUGAGAUGGUGGCCAACCGAUAAUCCUAAUAGAAUGUAUUUUAAAAAUGUUUCCGAACACAAUGUCGCUCCAAUUAAUUUUACUGAAUCUGGAGAAGAUAUUCCCUAUGUUAGAGUUUUAAUCAGUGAUUUAAUGCCAGGUGUUCAAUAUAAAUUCGAUAUUCAUACAAUUUCAUAUGGUCUAACAAGUGAUUCUACACCACUUUCAACUAGAACAAUGCCACUUAUACAAUCUGAAGUUGUUGUAGUGAACAGUUUACAUGAACGUGAUACUGUUACCCUUAGUUACACACCAACACCACAGUCAAUUUCAAAGUUUGAUAUAUACCGUUUUUCACUUGGAGAUCCAGAAAUUCGUGAUAAAGAAAAAUUAGCUAAUGACACAGAUCGAAAAGUAACAUUUACAGGAUUAAUUCCAGGACGAUUAUAUAAUAUUACCGUAUGGACGGUAUCAGGAGGUGUUGCCAGUUUGCCAAUUCAAAGACAAGAUCGUUUAUAUCCUGAACCAAUUACUCAUAUUAAUGCAACACGAAUAACAGAUACUGAAAUUACCUUAAAAUGGGAUAUUCCGAAAGGGGAAUAUAAUGCUUUUGAAGUUCAAUAUUUAAUAACAGACUCAUAUUAUGUUCAAAAUUUAACCGUUUACGAUACCAUAACUAUUUCUGGUUUAAAACCUCAUCGAAACUAUACAUUUACUAUUGUUGUUAGAUCUGGUACAGAAUCAUCUGUACUUAGAAAUAGUUCUCCAGUAUCAGCGAGUUUUACAACAAAAGAAUCAGUACCUGGACGUGUUGAACGUUUCGAACCAAUUGAUGUGCAACCGAGCGAAAUUAUAUUUGAAUGGUCAUUACCUUCAAGUGAACAGAAUGGUGUUAUAAGACAAUUUAGUAUUACAUAUGGUAUAGAAGGUUUACCACAUAUACAAACAAAAGAUUUUAAAGCAACUGAAACGAGAGGAAAUUUAAAAGGUUUACUGCCUGGAACAACAUAUGUUUUUAGAAUACAAGCUAAAACAGCAAUAGGAUAUGGACCGGAAACUAUAUGGAAACAAAAAAUGCCAAUAUUAGCCCCACCAAAACCAGCAACGCAAGUUGUACCAACUGAAGUUUAUAAAACAAGUUCAACAAUUCAAAUACGCUUUAGAAAAAAUUACUUUUCAGAUCAAAAUGGAGCUGUUAAAUAUUAUACAAUAAUUGUUGCUGAAGAUGAUACUAAAAAUGCCUCUGGUCUAGAAAUGCUCAGUUGGAAAGAUGUUCAAUCUUAUAGUGUUUGGCCACCAUAUCAAGUUGUUGAGCCAUAUUAUCCAUUCAAUAAUAGUUCCGUUGAAGAUUUUACAAUUGGAACUGAAAACUGUGAUAAUCGUCAAAAUGGAUAUUGUAAUGGCGCACUUAAAUCUGGAACAAUUUAUAAAGUUAAAGUGAGAGCAUUUACUGCACCAGAUAAAUUUACAGAUACUGCAUAUAGUUUUCCAAUACAAACCGUUAUACACUCGACAGAACAAGAUAACACCUCACUGAUAUUGGCAAUAACAAUACCAGUUUGCCUUAUACUUAUAACUGUUAUGGCAGUAGUCUUUUUACGAAAAAGACGAAAUAGUGGUCGUAAAUUAACAAAAGAAUCACGCACAAAUGACAGUAUGUCACUACCAGAAAGUGUUAUAGAUCCAAAUCGCCCUAUACCAGUUAAAAAUUUUGCGGAACAUUAUCGUAUGAUGUCAGCCGAUUCAGAUUUUCGUUUUAGUGAAGAAUUUGAAGAAUUAAAACAUGUUGGACGUGAUCAACCAUGUACAUUUGCCGAUUUACCAUGUAAUCGACCGAAAAAUCGUUUUACAAAUAUAUUACCAUAUGAUCAUUCACGUUUUAAAUUACAACCAGUUGAUGAUGAUGAAGGUUCUGAUUAUAUAAAUGCAAAUUAUGUUCCUGGUCAUAAUUCACCACGUGAAUUUAUUGUAACACAAGGUCCAUUACAUUCGACACGUGAUGAUUUUUGGCGUAUGUGCUGGGAAUCAAAUAGUAGAGCAAUUGUUAUGUUAACACGUUGCUUUGAAAAAGGACGUGAAAAAUGUGAUCAUUAUUGGCCACAUGAUACAGUGCCAGUAUUUUAUGGAGAUAUUAAAGUUCAAAUACUCAAUGAUAGUCAUUACCCAGAUUGGGUUAUUACAGAAUUUAUGAUGUGUAGGGGUAACGAACAGCGUGUCAUACGUCAUUUUCAUUUUACAACGUGGCCAGAUUUUGGUGUACCAAAUCCGCCACAAACUUUAGCAAGAUUUGUUAGAGCUUUUAGAGAACGUGUAGGUCCAGAUCAAAGACCUAUAGUUGUACAUUGUAGUGCUGGUGUUGGACGUUCUGGUACUUUUAUAACAUUGGAUAGAAUAUUACAACAAAUUCAAGUUUCUGAUUAUGUUGAUAUAUUUAGUAUUGUAUGGGCAAUGAGAAAAGAACGUGUCUGGAUGGUUCAAACAGAACAACAAUAUAUUUGUAUUCAUCAGUGUCUAUUAGCUGUAUUGGAAGGUAAAGAAAAUGUUGUAGGACCGCCAAGAGAAAUUCAUGAUAAUCAAGGCUAUGAAGGAUUCUACUUUAUAUAAAAAGAAAAUAAAAUAAAAAGCGGGAAGGUACAAUAUACAAUUGAAUUAUUGUUAAUAAGUAAAAAAUUAAAAAAAAAAUAUUCUAUCCUAAGACCACCAUAAUUAGAUAAGAAAAAAUAAAUAAAUUUUAUGAUUAUAAUUUAUUCCAUGUGUACUAUAUAAGAACUUUAAACUUAAAAACGAAAAAAAUUAAAAUGUGAAACAAAAAUCGCGACAUUAUUGACUUUAUUGCUGAGUCCGCAAAAUUCAAUAUUAUUUUUUAUUGAUCAUUGAAAAUCGAAACCAAGCUUAUAAAAAUUAGUGAAAAUAGAACCCCCAUAAUGUUUUAUUUUUUUUCUGUUAAAACCAAAACCAACAUACAUAUAUGCUAUACUAUAACUAAAUUCAUUCACAUAAUAUUUAAUAGAAUUAAAAAAAAAAAAAUAAAACAAUAAUUUUUUUAAUGAUAUUAAGAAGAAAUUUUUAGAAAAUUUAUUAAUUUUCUAAAAUUAAAAAAAAAAUGUUCAAAAAAGACGCAUAUACAAUAUGUAAAAUUAAAAUUUAUUAUUAUUAAAAAAAAAAAUAAAAGAAAAAAAAUGAAUACAACAAGAAACUCAAAAAAUUUAUGCAUUAAGAAUUAAAAUUAAAAAUCUUAUUUGUAAAGAAAAUCAAGUAUUUCAAAUUUAUAUAUAUAAUAUAAUCGUGUUUAUUUACGUGAGAAUUUCGUAAUUUUUGUUUUAAUUUUUUUUUUGUUUUAUUUAGAAAAAAUUGUAAAAUAUUUCUCGAAUAUAAUAUUAUAAAUAAUUAAAUAUAUUAUAUACAUGUAUGAACCAGAUAUGAAGGUUUACAUUUUUAUAUUAAAAAAAAGUAAUAUAAUUAUUAUAGCAAUUAAUGAAACUUUA